Messenger RNA from Aspergillus wentii DTO 134E9, 744 nucleotides. Its product is annotated as HesB/IscA family protein. The transcript has 2 exons. The coding region runs from base 1 to 744 and encodes 247 amino acids. NCBI's taxonomy places the organism in Eukaryota, Fungi, Ascomycota, Eurotiomycetes, Eurotiales, Aspergillaceae. Gene Ontology annotation, biological process: iron-sulfur cluster assembly. Gene Ontology annotation, molecular function: 4 iron, 4 sulfur cluster binding; 2 iron, 2 sulfur cluster binding; iron ion binding. Gene Ontology annotation, cellular component: mitochondrion. The record is from RefSeq and is a predicted model, not a curated record.
AUGUCUCGUCCGAUGCUUUCGUCGGCUGCUCGCCAGCUUUCACGGCAAUCACCUGCAUCUGCGACCUCCGUGAUUUCUGUUUCGCAAUGUCCUCGCUCAUUCUCUACAUCCCGACCGGCUUUGAACUUCUCCGCAUCGGCUUUCUGCGCUUCGCCUUCCUAUCGAUCAGUAUCCAGCGCUUUUGGCGUCUCUAGAAAGAGUCCCUUGUCCCGGAACCGUUUCCCACAGUCUUCCCUGUCUCCAUUCGCUGCUCCGCGACAGCGAUAUGCCUUUUCCUCUUCGACUGUCCGUUCGGAAGCCAAGGUGCUACAAAAUCCAAAGACCGAUGAUGAUGGGAAUUCGCUUUUGAUUGAUAUUUCUUCUCGUGCUGCAGAGCGUCUCCGAGAGAUCACUGAUCCAACCUCAUCCCCCUCUGCUAUCAAGGAGGAAAACCCAUAUCAUCACCUUCGAAUCACAGUCACUAGUGGAGGCUGCCAUGGUUUCCAGUAUAUCAUGUCUCUGGAGUCUGCCUCCAAAAUUGACCCGGACGAAGACACGGUUUUUGAAGCUGGGCCGCCAGAAGAUCCCUCGACUGCCGGGCCUGGCGAGGCAAAAGUCGUAAUGGAUGAACCCUCGCUCGAGCUUCUUCACGGAAGUACGGUUGAUUACACCAUGGAGUUGAUCGGAAGCCAGUUCAAGAUCGUCGACAACCCUCGUGCCUCGAGUAACUGUGGCUGUGGCACCAGUUUCGAUGUCAACGACUAG